Molecule: messenger RNA, 2308 nt
Organism: Capra hircus (goat)
Lineage: Eukaryota; Metazoa; Chordata; Mammalia; Artiodactyla; Bovidae
Gene: REEP3
Product: receptor accessory protein 3
Exons: 8
Coding region: 178-945 (255 amino acids)
Biological process (GO): endoplasmic reticulum tubular network organization
Cellular component (GO): endoplasmic reticulum tubular network; endoplasmic reticulum membrane; cytoplasmic microtubule
Molecular function (GO): microtubule binding
Source: RefSeq, a predicted model, not a curated record
ACCGACCGCCGCGCAGCUCCGGCCGCCGCGCGCAGACACCGGGCCCGGCUCCCGAGGGCGCCAGCGCGGCCCCGGGGAGUGCGAGGAGCCGGAGGGCGCGCGGCCUGCCGUUGGCCGCCUAGUCCGCCACCCUCGGCACCCACCCGCCCCAGACGCGGGGUCCAAGCCCCCGGGAAGAUGGUGUCCUGGAUCAUCUCCAGAGCCGUGGUGUUGGUGUUUGGAAUGCUUUAUCCUGCAUAUUAUUCAUACAAAGCUGUGAAAACGAAAAACGUGAAGGAAUAUGUUCGAUGGAUGAUGUACUGGAUCGUCUUUGCCCUGUAUACUGUAAUUGAAGCAGUGGCAGACCAAACAGUUGCUUGGUUCCCCCUCUACUAUGAGCUUAAGAUUGCUUUUGUCAUAUGGCUACUCUCUCCUUAUACCAGAGGAGCAAGUUUAAUAUACAGAAAAUUCCUUCAUCCACUACUUUCUUCAAAGGAAAGGGAAAUUGAUGAUUAUAUUGUCCAAGCAAAAGAACGAGGCUAUGAAACUAUGGUAAACUUUGGACGGCAAGGUUUAAAUUUAGCAGCUACUGCUGCCGUCACUGCAGCAGUGAAGAGCCAAGGAGCAAUAACUGAACGUUUGCGAAGUUUCAGUAUGCAUGACCUAACAGCCAUUCAAGGUGAUGAGCCUGUGGGACAAAGACCGUACCAACCUCUCCCAGAAACAAAAAAGAAAAGUAAACCAGGCUCCGGUGAAGCAGCAGGUUACGGAAUUCCACUGAGAGAUGGGGAUGAGAAAACAGACGAAGAAGCAGAAGGGCCAUAUUCAGAUGACGAGAUGUUAACACACAAAGGGCUACGAAGAUCACAAAGCAUGAAAUCUGUGAAAACCGUGAAAGGCCGAAAAGAGGUGCGGUAUGGGUCACUAAAAUACAAAGUAAAGAAGAGACCACAAGUGUAUUUUUAGCCAUGUGCACAUCAAGUAUCCCACGUCAAAUUAUGCUAAUACAUCAACUUGUUUUUCUAACAUCAUAUAUUCAGGAUUUAUCCAUUAAAACCAUUCUUUAAAUUAUGGUGGUGAUAGGGUUUACUUUCGUCAAUUUAAAUAGUUUUUCUUUAACAACUACUUCCAAAUCUUGACUACUAAAGGUAGUUAUGCAAAAGUAGAUAGAUAGAUAGACCAGAAAUAAAAGAAAAUUGUGUUAUCUGUUGUCAGAUUCUUCAAAACAUUAAGUGCCUGGGAUAUAAGGUGAAACACAGAUUCACAGUAUACAUGAAAGAUGGUUCAAGCGACAUCAGCCUUUGUGAUCUUGUAUUGUGUUUACCUCCAUUUCUGUUGAAACUAUCACAUGAGGAUAGUAUUUAAUAGGCCUCUGAUCCAGCAGUGAUAGAACAAGGGUAUAAUAUAAGAUAAAAUAUGUUUUAUAUACUCAAAUUUUUACUUUGUUAAUACUUCUAGUUUUUCCACCAUCAACUGAAAGUUUUCAAGACAACUAUUUGAAAACCAGGUGUCUAUAUAGCACUUUCAUUCCUGACUAGUUUUGCACACUUGAGAAUUGUUUACUUAUUUUACAGCUAUACAUUUAAGUUUUAUUAACACUGUCUUGACUGUCUUGACUGUCAUUUGUCGUAUUCUGACUUGUCAAAUUUAUGCCUUGAAUUAUAUCAUCUCUUUUCCUGUGGGUUUUAUUAGUUAUAUUCAUUUAAUUUUAAUAAUAAAAAAUAGAGCUCAGUGUUCAUUUUCAACUAUUUCUACAUAUCUUUCAUACAGAUGAGUUCUUUAAAAUUUACCAGCUUCCCAUAUUUAGUUCUACAUUGUAGCUGAACUUAGCAUGUUUUUGUUAACAGUGGUUUCAUUUUCAGCUUUUAAAAAUGGUAACUUUUGUGAAAUGGAAUCAGAGACCAGUAUAGCAGGUAGAUAUCUUCUAAUUCAUGAAAUUAACCAACAGCCAGUCUAUUCACAAGCUUGGCACUGCCACAGGCUGCUGAUUUAUAAAUCUGGCAUUGACUCUACCCAUUUGAAUCAUUUCACUUCUGGCUGAGAUAAUUUCCUGAAGAUCCAUGCCAGUGCAAAAUACAAAUGUUGUUAAUCUUACAUAUUAGAAUUUAUUAGAAUAGAUUUUAGAAAAAUACCAUGUUUUUAAUCCAAGAGAUUUUCAGUUACCAAACUUUGAAGCUUUUUAGGCAUAGAUAACUAUGCAUUAUGAACCCCAAGUCAGUAUAUUUCUGAUGAUGAUUUUAGUAACCAGUAAUCAAAAUUGUAUCAUUAUACAAUUCUGUAUGAAUAUACUCUUUCAUAUAAUUUACUUGAUUAUUCUGUUUACCCAAAA